AUGUUUGAGAAGGAGGGCAAGCCGCGGGAAGAGUUGAACAUGAUUGAGCGGACGACAGCGUACGGCGUGACGUCCAAGCCCAGUGAUGUACCGGGCGAGUUUAUGGUCGCAAUCGCUUCGUUGCGUGAUCGUGACUGUACCUUGCGUUUGGACGAGCACGGCAAUGUGAUGGCUCUGACUACAAUUGAUGGCAAGAAGGGCAUGUUGCUGCGUCGAGUGUUUGUCCAGAUGACGACGAGUUGGGGCAUCCCGACGGUGGACUAUGUGGAUAUUUUCGGUGUCGAUCCGAAGACGUUGGCACCUGUAUACGAGAAGAAGAAGAACAAGUAG
Peronospora matthiolae is the source of this 330-nucleotide messenger RNA. The record is from the annotation of a GenBank genome assembly. NCBI's taxonomy places the organism in Eukaryota, Oomycota, Peronosporomycetes, Peronosporales, Peronosporaceae.